AAUAUCCCAGUGUGUGCGCGCGCUUCCUGCCGAAUGGACUUCGCGGUGAAUGCGCUCCGGCCUUUAUGACGCGCGCCGCGCUCACGUUUGAGGAGAAUCCCCGACUUCAGACACACUACAAAAGAGACGCGCUUGCUCCUUUUAUGACGCGUCGAUCCGGAUUCCAGAAUGUCACUUUAGAACGCGUCUCGAUUCGAAUUCGAAUUCGGCUGGAACGCGGCGGUCACAGAAUCCGCUCUGCGCUAGGAGAGAAAUGGAUACCCGGGUGAUCGUUUCCUGCAGAGGGAUAUAAGUUUUGCCUCGUUCAUCACUCGAUAUUCAUAUCUACAUUACGUCAAGGGGGAAUAAACGGACUGUGUGAACGGCCGGGCCGGGGGGUAACAAUCGUUUGCAUUCACUGAAGCGAUAUUCUCCGCGCAGACGUCUUCGUGACUGCCUGUCCGUUUAUUCUGACCACUAACGGUGCUUCCGAAGCCUCCGUUUUCACAAUGCAGUUCCGGACAGUUUUGGAUGUAAAAGUGGUGGAUGUGGAGAAGAGGAGGAAUCCAUCCAAACAUUACGUGUAUCUCAUCAAUGUGACAUAUUCUGACUCCACAUCCCACAUCAUCUACAGAAGAUACAGUAAAUUCUUUGACCUUCAGAUGCAGAUACUCGACAAGUUCCCAAUCGAGGGAGGGCAGAAAGAUCCAAAAAAGAGGAUUAUCCCAUUUCUUCCAGGCAAAAUCCUUUUCCGACGAAGUCAUGUAAGAGACGUGGCCAUGAAGAGACUACGCUUUAUUGACGACUAUUGCAGAGCACUGGUGCGGCUUCCUCCACAGAUCUCUCAGAGUGAGGAAGUCCUGCGCUUCUUCGAGACCAAACCAGAUGAUAUCAACCCCCCUGUCGAGGAUUAUGGAUCCAAACGCAAGUCAGUUUGGAUGUAUGGCCUUCAGGACAGUCCAACCAAGUCUGAGGCCUCAGGACUGGACAGCAGUGAGCCCAUGGUGCUGGAGCAGUACGUGGUGGUGGCCAACUACGAGAGGCAGGAAAACUCGGAGAUCAGUCUGAAGGCUGGAGAAACGGUGGACGUCAUUGAGAAGAGCGAAAGCGGCUGGUGGUUUGUCAGUACAGCUGAAGAACAGGGCUGGGUUCCUGCCACCUACUUGGACUCUCAGAGCGGCACCAGAGAUGAUCUGGACCUUGGAACAUCUAGAUCUGGAGAAGUUACUAAAAGGCGUAAGGCUCAUCUGAAGAGGCUCGACCGGAGAUGGACACUAGGGGGAAUAGUCAACCGCCAACAGAGCCGAGAGGAAAAAUAUGUCAGCGUCCAGGCUUAUGCAAGUCAGGGAAAGGAUGAGAUCGGGUUCGAGAAAGGAGUAACCGUGGAGGUCAUCCAGAAGAACCUGGAGGGAUGGUGGUACAUCAGGUAUCAAGGAAAGGAGGGCUGGGCCCCAGCCUCGUACCUGAAGAAACUGAAAGAUGACCUUUCCCCAAGAAAGAAGACUCUUACUGGUCCUGUGGAGAUAAUUGGAAACAUAAUGGAGAUCAGUAACCUCCUCAACAAGAAGGCCGUAAGUGAGAAGGACAUUCAGACUGACGGAGAAGCCACCACCCCUGAGCGCCACAUCUCCAAAAGUGAAAUAAGUUUACCAAUGCCAUAUGCCCCAGAGGCUGGAGUGGCACCAACAGUCGUCACUGCUUUGGGAAUGAACUCUGGAUCUAGUGCCACCCUACAGGAGAACAAGAGCAGGGCCGAGCCAGGGUCGCCUGCCAUAGCCCGGGUGGCACCGCACAGAGUUGAGAUAGGAUUUGAUGCCAUAGGAUCUCCAAACCUCAGACAGAAACCUCCUCCUCGGAGAGAUGCAAACCUGGCAUUCCAGUUGCCCAAACCUCCAGAGGCCCCUACUGUGGAAGCGGAGUAUUACACCAUAGCAGAGUUUCAAUCCAGUAUCUCAGAUGGCAUCAGCUUCCGUGGAGGACAAAAGGCUGAUGUCAUAGAAAAGAACUCUGGAGGAUGGUGGUAUGUCCAGAUUGGGGAUACGGAGGGCUGGGCACCCAGCUCAUACAUUGAUAAACGUAAGAAGCCCAACCUGAGCCGGCGAACCAGCACACUCACACGUCCUAAAGUUCCACCCCCUGCUCCACCAGUCAAGAAACAGGACUCAGAGGAAGGCCCCUCUCUGGGUGGCUCUGCCUCCAAAGCUCCCGAGUCUCCUCAGCGUGUCUAUGAGGAGCCAGAAUAUGAUGUUCCUGCCCUUGGUUUUGACUCUGAGCUGGAUUGCAAUCCUCCAAAACCGAAAACACAUAACUCCCCAAAACCAGAGCCCCGUAAGUUUGAAAUUAAAAGCAAUCCAGCGGCUGCUGAAAGGAUUGCACAAGCUGGCAAAGCGUCGCCUUUAUUAAAAGUGAUGACCUCACCCCUGAGGAAAAGAAACUCUUUAGAGAAUAUCAACAAGGAGGAGGUGAUUUAUGAAAAUGAAGGCUUCAGGUUCUCCUCUGAUGACUUCGCCAGUGGAUGUGAUUCACAUACCCCAAGGAGUCUCACAUUGGGUCGCAAACCUUUCGGAUCCUCUUCUGGUGGAGGGAAGCCCCUUCGGAAGGUAUCGCCGGAUCUAAACCGAAGCCACUCUCUUGGCCGUGCUGAGAGACACAGCUCCAAGUUAUUUUCCGAUGAAUCAGCACGCAAUCCCAAAAGAGAGCCUGUCAUGCGUAAAGAUGUGGAGAUCCGGAUCGGUCAGAGUCCCUUAGCAAGGCCCAAACCAGUGGUGCGACCCAAACCUCUGCUUACAAAGUCAGAGCCACAAAGUCCUGAAAGAAUGGACAUCAGCAGCAUACGCCGUCACCUUCGACCCACCGGAAGCCUUCGGCAAGGAGCAAUUCGUGCAAUGCGUGGUGAAGACUCCGAGACAGCUUCUGUUGUGUCCUCUGAGGACUCCACUUCCUCAAGAAGUACCUCUGAUCUCUCCAGUGUUUAUUCAAAGGGUAGCCGAGGUGGAGAAUCCGACCACGAAAGUGUGCUCUUUAGGACCACAGAUGCCUAUGAACGAGCCCAGGAGUCAGAGCUCAGCUUCCCAGCUGGUGUGGAGGUUGAGGUACUGGAGAAGCAGGAAAGUGGAUGGUGGUUUGUUCGUUGGGGCAGUGAUGAGGGUUGGGUACCUACUUUUUACUUGGAGCCGAUUAAACAUACCCACAACGUCGGUAUUCAAGAAUCCCGUGAUAGCCCUCUUGUUGAUCUAGGAAGCACCAACAAGUCCAAUAGUCUUGAGAAAAAUGAGCAGCGUGUUCAGGCCCUUAACAACCUCAACCAGCAAAACCUAAGAAGCAUGAGCAACCCUAGCCCACCAAUCCCAUCCAAACCACCAGGGGGAUUUAGCAAACCAACAGCAAUGCUGAACGGCUCAAGUGUACGGAUGCGCAACGGUGUCCGUCAAGCAGCAGUGCGACCACAGUCAGUGUUUGUGUCUCCACCACAGCCCCUAAAGGAAACCAAUAUCCAUACAGGGUCUUUGAGGAGAAAUGAAUCACUGGGUGCCGGCGACCACUUGAGGUCCACAGGUGGCGUUCGACGAAACUCCUCCUUCACCGCCGUACGACCACAGCCCGUGACCGAUGUACGGGUGAGGGCUGGGACCACCAUUACAGCUCCCGCCGGAAGCUCAAGUCCAUUGAUUGCUCAGAGAAACGGGAUUCCAAUCUCUACAGUAAGACCCAAGCCCAUUGAGAAGAUGCAGCUCAUUCACAACAACCUUCGAGAGGUUUACGUAUCCAUCGCAGAUUAUCGCGGAGAUGAAGAGACCAUGGGUUUUUCAGAGGGCACUUCUCUUGAAGUUUUGGAGAAGAAUCCAAAUGGAUGGUGGUACUGCCAGGUUCUCGAUGGUUUACAGGGACGUAAAGGCUGGGUACCUUCUAACUACCUGGAGAGAAAAAAGUAAUUCCCCCAAAAAUGUUUUAAACAUGCACAAUUGUAAUCAACAUGUAAAAAGAUAAACUGACUGAAGGACUAUUGGUUUGAGAUGAGCGGGACAGAGCCUUUUAGAAAGGAGUUUACAUUAAAACUACAGAAAAGCAGGUGAAUGUUUAGCAAAAUACCUGCCAUAACUUUAUACCAAAUGGGUGCCUUCGAACAUCUUUCACUGAAUGUUAAGAGGAAUCGGUCAAAUACCAGUAAAGCAUCAGAAAAUACCAAACUUCAACUCAGUGCCAUAGGCCUACAAGUACAGAAAGCAACAAACUUAUUUUUGUUACAGUGUUAAAAAGAGAGAAAGAGAAUUUCAGCAUAGGUGCAUAAAAAAGUGCUAGUUUAAUCGUGGGCGCUCGAAAAACGAGAAAUUUCAAAACUAAACAACGAUUUUACCUUAGCACAAGUGCGUUCAAAGAAACCGAGCUUCGAUUGUCAUAGAAAAAACCAACAAAAAAAAAAAAACGUAUCUUUGUUAAUUGUUUUGUGUUGAUGUUUUUAUAUCUUCCUUAGAGAUGUAUUUCUGCUUUCUUGUAACAUCCAAAACAGUUCAAUCCUGAUCAGUCAUCAUUAUUUUCGCUGCUUUUGUCUCCCCCAUACUUUAAACCGUUGCAGGCCAAAUGAAUAAAACAUAAUAAAGGAAAGCAGUCUGUGAAAGCUACAUCCGCAUAGAUCACCUCACGUCCACCUCAUUGGGUUUAACCCCAAGUUUAGUUUACAAAGUGAAUCUGGUUAUAUUAGGAAGGUAGACAGCUGUUGCUGCUCCAUGUGUGCUAAAUCUGCUGCUUUUUUAUCUGCGGCAGUCGAUACUUUAAGAAAUCAGGACUGGAAAAUCGUAUGUUUCGUUAAGCGUUUUAUCCCAGGGAAAUAGUUACAACAUUGAGCCCAAAAUGUGAUCACACCAAAGAACAAUUACAGACACAUUUGCAAGUUUGUGUUCGAGUAAGUAGUUGUUUUAUGGGUACAAAAAAUAGUGUAUUCAACAAAACCUGAACGAGGUUUUAGAACUGAGAACAAAGUAUAUUUAAUUGCUAUAUCUGGAAGCACUUGAUUUUUUUUUUAACCCAAAGAAAAAGCACAUUAAUAUGCAAGGUUAAUUCAUUUCUAUGUUACGAUAUUGCUGGGCAGUAUUGAAACCUGACGUUACGCAGUAAAGCAGUAUUAUUUUUCAUUUUCUGUCGGAAAAAAAUCAAAUAGUUUUACGAACUUUAUCUAAGUCCAUAAUCUAAUUUUUAAUAGUCUUCAUAGAUGAACUCAUGAUUACUCCCCCUUUAUUUGUUUGAAUCAAAUUCAUUACCAACAGCAUCAAACACUUGAUGUUCAAGACUGCUGAAAUAUUUUUCUAAUGAAUAGUGCGAGCUUCUUAGCCGAGCUGCGCGCGACUUUUGUUUGAUUUCGUUUUCUGCUGGACAGUAUUUUAGUGUUAAACAGUUAUAACAUUAAUUACCUGCUAGAUCGCAGUUAUAUUCUAUUAAGCAGAACGGUGUUUAUUUCGUCUUUGUCUGUUUGUUGGUUGUUGUGUGAUCACACAUGGACAAUAAUGACGAAUGAAGUCGUUCAUUUGUUGUGAAUCAAUGCGUUUAAGCUUGUUUCUUGAACGCACUGGUUUAAAGAUGCAGUCUACUUGAUCAGCUUUUAAUUUAUUGAACAAUUGUUUUUGUUAUUUAUAAUUUUUUAUUAUUAUUUAAUAUUUGUUUUAUACUUCUGUCUUACAGAGAUGUCAUGUUAUUGUCAUGUAAUGCCUUAAACACUUGAUAGUUCUGUAGUAAUUGGCUACUGCUAUAUCCCGGGCUAUGUCUUUUUUUCCCCCCUACCAAGAUAUUUUUUAUGCAGACGUUAAAAAUUGUCUUGAAAUUGGAAACUAAUUUUUAAAUUGUUCAUACUUUCACACAAUUUGUUUUGCAUCAGGAAUACAUUUUCAGCUGAUUGCUGCACCUUUAGCAACUAUGGACACUUCCUUUUUCGUUAUUGAGCCACAUAUAAUGCCAGAUUAUUUAAAGAAACAAAUACAUUUUUUUUAUUAUAUUGUAAAAUAAUUACAAUAAAAAAAAAAAAAAUAAAAAAGAUGAUAAUCAAUUGAAGUUGUUAUUAAAAACCAGCAUUGUAAUAGGAAUGGUUAAAUAACAAACGACAUACGUUUCAUAAUUAAAAACACAGGGCUCUAUAGUUAAAUAAUACACGUGGAUCCCAAAUUGUGACUGGACCAAAUUUAGUUUGACUGUUUUUAUUUAAUGUUAUACUUUAAAACAAUGAAGUUACAGCAAUAACAGGAUUUUAAAGUUCUAAUUUGACUGAUUGUUAUUUUAUCUUUUGGUUUUAACGUUUAAAACUGAAAAUUAAGCCAUGAACCGAAGUGACGAUGGCAUUAUAGAAAUGUGUCGACUCACUACAGCGCAGCGCUUGUGAUGGAUGUUGCUAAGCUCCAUUAACACUAUGCUUUAUUUCUUUAUUUGCGCCUAUACAAUUUACAAGGGAACUGUUGAGUGUGGGACUAGUUCUUAUGUCAUAUUACUUGUGUAUCUGCUCGCUCUGUUUUAUGUGUUCUUUAUUUAUUUGAUUUUUUAAUGCUUUAUUAUUGUGUUUUUACUCUUUGAUUUCUUUCUCCUCAACACUUUUGACAUUACUCAGAUGGAAUGAGGAAAUGUGCAAUACAAAAACAGGCAUCUCUCCAGUUAAGAACGAUAGUAUGGGAACAUUUUUACAGUAUGUAUAACCCUGACAAUUUUAUGUCAAACGAUGCCUGGUUUUGUCCCAUCUUCCAAGUCAAAUUGAAAAUAUCAAGACGUUCAAUUUGUGUUUCAAUAUGUGUUGAAUGUUUAAAUCCCAUGAUAGAUGGACCGGCCAACCAUUACUUGAUUUCUGCAUUCACUUUUUUUUUUUUACCUAGCGAACCACAUCUUGCUUUAAGGGGUUUGCUGACCUUACAGACCCAUGGUGAAUCAGGAUGGAAAUAAUGAGAAAGCAUGGGCGUAUCUGAUUCUGUGAGGCAUUUGUCAGUUCAGCCUGUCAAAUCACAAAUUUGUGAUGGAGGGGCAAAUCCAUCAGUGUCUUUCCGAGCACCGAACCACACACUGCCAACCACACGACUUGUCUCUUUGACAUCCACCCCUACAUUCCCAAUACACUCACUACAAUGGCAAAAGGUGUCGCAUACUAUAUUAUUGUCAGUUUUCUUUACGAAUUUCAUUUAGCCUACUAACACAAUGCUUUUUGGCUGUAAUUUAACUCUGAAUCAGUCCAGGUUUAAUUUUUCCAGAACUUCCUGUCUGAGUUUAAGCUUUUACAUAUGUAAAUUGGAUUACAUGAAUUAUAGUUUUAAAUGUAGAAGGGAGAAUUUCACUCUGGUUGAAAAUGAGGAGGGUUACACAUGACUGUCUUGGAGUUUUUGUCAUGAGAAAAUUUUUUGUACUGCUUCAUCCUGUUUUCUUUUUCUCUUCCUCUUUGUGUGAUUGCAUGAGGAUAUUGAGAUUUUUCGUCAAUUGGAGUAUAUGGGAGAAUACAUUGGUUAUGUUAACAGGAUGGAAUGUUAGAUUUUGUGACAAACCAGCCUGUUCUCGUGAGGAAACAUGAUUAUUUUAUGUUUUGUCAGUUUAGUGGCUAAUUAAAAUCAGUUGUACAAAAAAUAUGAUAUUUGAUAUAUGAUAUGAUAUGAUAUUUUAAAAGGAGGUGUGGAACCCAACUCCGCCUCUAAACCCAACCGUCGUUGGGUGAGAAGCAAAUCGUACCAAAUUGUACGAAUGAGAUCACUCAAAUUUAUACAAAUUAGCCACUUAAUUAAAAAGUCACAAAUUGCUGUGAGAUCAUGUUGGAUAAGCUGUCAAAAAUAAUUACAAAUUUGUCCUAAGAAAAUUGUUUUCACAAGUUAGAAAAAAGUUUGAAUUUGUAUGAUCAUAUUUUUAUUGACUAUAUAAAAAUGUUUUUGAUUGUUUAGUAGUGAGAAACACUGAAAAUUUGUUUAAAUUUGAACAUAAUUUGGAUGUAAACAAAUAUUUUAAGAGUAUUGUAAGCAAAAAAGUUCACUUUUAGGAGUUCAUACAAUGUGAUCUCAGUCAAACAGACAAAAAUAAUUUAAAUCAACAAAACGACACUAUUUUACAAAGUUGUUAUUUUGUUUGUAUUUGAACAAAGUCGUUUGAUACAAUAGUCUUGUCUCAUUUUAGAGGCUUCAUCCUCAGAAGGAUGCAUUCGAAGGGCACUGCGUCUCACCAAAUAAAAAUAAAAUUAUAAAAAUAUCCAAGACUCCUUCAAAUACGGCCACCAAAUGCAUCCUUCUUUUCCCAGGUAAUGAAGGAUACAACUGGUGGAUCCUUUAUGACCUGAAACUCCCAAGAUUUAUUUCGGGCUGAUAACGGCAGGAAGUUUUUAAAAGAAAACUCUGGAUUACAGUUUUAAAUGUAUGAAUUAGGUUUUACUUUACUUUGAUAUCAACUGUAAACUGUAAAGUGAUUGUUUUGCCUUUAGAUCACUUAAUAUAAUUUUAAAAUUAAAAACGACAUUAAAAUUUUUAUUACCGCUUAUUAGCGGUAGCUGUUACGGUUUCUAGUUGAUGAGAUUCGUCCUCUGUAGGCUAAAUUGUAUAUUUUCAAAAUACUCACUACGGCCUAUGCGGACUUCAAAGGACUCUCUUCGGAAGUCUACAUCUUUUGGAGGAUGCAGCCUCUGAAAUGAGACACGGUAUCACAGUAAACAUCGACUUGUACACAUUUUAUGUAAAAUAGUUACAAAUUGCCAUGAAAGUGCGUUAGUUUAAACCUGGAAGAUACUUUAUGCUCUUGAAUCCGAAGAGAACACUGUUACUUCCCUAUUGUGGGGAAACUUGUUGUGUUUGUAUGGGGUAUGAUGUAUGGUGUGGUGGUUUACGUACAUGUUUUUUUAUGUUGGAAAGAGAAGGUGAAUCGAAGGAACGCUUGUUUAUGAUGUUAUAGCUAGAAGGUAGAAGGUAAUCCAGUCAGUUAAGGUUAGACAUAAUUAACCAGUUCUAAUGGACUCAAAGACCCGUUGUCUGUGUGAAAGGAAAUCAAGGCAUUUUAUAAUAAUUUGCACUUUUGGAAAAGCGUCCCGCUAGCGGCACUAGCUCAUUAUGGUGUCACGUCACAUUGUCAUAAUAGUGUUCAAGGAAACACUAGUUAUUUCAGUCAGAAAACUCACUGCAACUUAAUUCAAGUGAGCAGCUUUGUAUUUAAGGCCAUUGUUUCUCAAAAAUAUCUUGAGAAUACAAGCUCAAAAACUUGAGAAAUGGAUAUUCAUGUCACUUUAACUAUUAAAAAAAGAUUGCUGACAGAAUGUUAGUGUAAAAGUAUAGGAGUCUUCGUCUCCAGCACACCCACCGCAGUGUCAGGGGGUACAUGCGAGCGCUGUGAAAUCACAUUACCCGAGUGCUCGGUUAAUUACAGAUGCUUGAGACGGGGAGCCCUGAAUGCAAAUGUCACACUGAUUGUGGACGUGGAGCUGCCAGGGGGUUUGGAUCAGAUGCCGAGAUAGAUUGAUCAUGUCUCUAAUGGUUCACAGCAUGUCGAGAUGUAUUAACAUCAUCAAGAGGUGUCAUUCCAGCUUCCUGCGUCGGCGAAUGCCUUGAUUUACGGAGGCGUCUACAUGUCAUGUUGGUGCAAAACAAAGUCGUGAGGAUGUACGUGAUUGCUUGUGUCAGGAUGUUAUUUUUGUCUGGCUUGGGAAGGCUUCUAUUUUGUAUUUGUGCUUAAGAUAUUUUAUUGACAAGGGUGGUUCACAUCAAGGGUGAUUUAUUAUACUGAUAAAAAUAUAGUUUUCUGAAUUUACACUUCAGCAUUAGCAAUAAUGAGGAAUGAUUUAAGCCUAGUUUAAACUUCUGUGUCGAGUGAUCAGCGUGAACCAAUGGCGCAUGUCUUGCAUAUAGUCAUGCAUUUAUACUUCUGCAUGCUGUUUGUGUUGCUCUGCAAUAACACUUCCGAAAUACAAGCCGGCAGCAGAUUUUUAUGUUCCUCUGUGUCUAGUUUCUUCGCUGGUGUUUUUUUUUUUCUGAAAGCUAGAAGUAGCUCAAACUCAUUCAUUUUGAGGUGGGAACUGGCAGACGCGCAAUAACUUUAAUCAUAAGGUAAACAAAACAAAAAUUUCCAUCUGGAGCUCCUUUAUAGGACUCCACACUUGUAAACACUUGCUCUCGGUUCCGCCCACACUUGUCAGCGCUACCAAGCCAGCCAAUCACAGAGCUUGAGUAACGUGUCAUUGCGACAUGUAGUAACAUUUUUUGAGAGAUGCACCUCAGCGUCGGCAACGGCUAAGCCGAUGGCUGUGCAACCACACGCAGGCUGCACCGGAGCAUAUGGGUGCGCUUGACGCAGAAGUAUAAAUCAGCCAUUAGGUUAUGUUUUCAACUAGAAACGCUAAACUUUCAAGCAUUUUAGGCAAAAUGUUUAGGCAAUGGCGUUUUGGUUGAACUGGGAAUGCAAGUUUUUAAAAACGAAACUGUCUACAAUUUAAAGGCACAAUAUUUAAUUUUCGCCACUAGAGGCCACAUAUUCACAACAAACAAGACGUAGAUUGACCGUGUGGAAUCAUGGGAGUUGUCGUUUUCAUUAUGUUAUGGGACUGUUUAAUAAAACUAAACAUAUUAAAGUGUAUUUAACUAUUUUAAAACCGAACCAGAAAACGAUGAUGUGUGACGUCAUUAGCGUGGCGACAAAUUGCAGUCCAUUUCACUAGUUAAAAUAGCAAAUUUUUCCAGAUUUAAAUUUAAGAUAUUUAAUUUAAUUUAGAUAUAUAAUUUAACAUUUAAGAUAAUGCAAGUACAUGUCAGCAAAAUAUAGAAUGCUGUUGAUAGUUUUUGGAUAUUUUAAUUUAAAAAUCGCUCAUAUUGUGCCUUUAACUACAAAAAAAAAAAAAAAAAAAAAACAAUUUUGAGAAACUGGGACUUAAUUAAAAACACAAAGGAAAUCCGAAUCCAAAACAGUAUCGAAUACAUUAUCAUUCUUGAUGUGAACAGAUCUUUGCUUGAUUCAGUGUUUACAAAUGAGUGGAAAUUUCAUUAAACAUAACUUGAAUUUCAUUGCUAGGAAGUUUCGUAUACAAAAACGGUUAAAUUUGAUUAGUAAACAUUUUUUGGUAACCUUACCCUGGAUUUUAAGCAAGUAGGCCUGUUUUAGGCAUGGAUUAGGAUGGAGAAAGCCGUAUGUGUGUGUGUGAGCUGUGAUGUACUGUAUGAAGUGCUUAAAAGGAGUUGGGCAAGUUUUUGUUUUUUAUUGGAUCAUUUGCAUUUCUGAUGCAUUGGUGUUUGGCGUGAGGCAGCAGGGUGUGUUUAUGUGUUCACUUUGAAGGGAAUGGAUACAGAGAGCGAACAUGCUGCUGCGGUCCAAUCUCUUGCUGUUUUCUGUCCCUGUCUUCACUCGGCUGUCUGCACUAAUUAUCACUCCUCUCCUCUUAAUUAACAGCGAAGAAAAAAAAAUAGUAACAUCUUACUUAAAAGAGUGUUUUGAUGAGAGUCACUUCUCUGAAAGUUCAAUUUAUUCAGGGCUGCUUUCAUCACGCGCCCACUUAACAGAUUGCUGUUUGUGUGCAGUCUCAGGAGACUUUUGUUAUCACCUACUUUAAAUAUGAGCUUAUACAUGUAAAGCAUGUUCUUGGACAGUCUUUGAACUCUUCAUUAUAAAAAGACAGUCUUCAAAGAACUCCUCAAGUUAAUCUACGUGCAAAGUUUAAAUCUCAGACAGGAAGUGAAGAAGACAAUUAAAUAGUGUAAUGUUUUUCUGACAGACCAUUGGAUGUAAGGAACGCUUGGCUGGAUAUUUUGCAAACCCCCUCCAAUCAUAAGAUAUAUUAAAAUGGGUGCUCUUGGAACAAGUAAGAGAAAGCCUUGCAUUGGUGUUAUUCAGCGCUCAGCCAAAUCUACAUUUUGUAUGCAUUUCUUUGUAAGAUUUCAAAGAUCUACAGCUUCAGCUUUUUUAAUUUUCAGCAAUCUUUUUUUUUACUUUACGUUUUUUUUUGUACCUUUUUUAUGUUUACAUUGUAUCUUGCAUUGUCCUAAAGGAAAACACAAUAAAAUGUAUCCUUGUUCGUA
This is a messenger RNA of Danio rerio (zebrafish), 11966 nucleotides long. The record is from RefSeq and is a predicted model, not a curated record. Lineage: Eukaryota; Metazoa; Chordata; Actinopteri; Cypriniformes; Danionidae.